CACCACAUGCAGGUGAGUGUAAGGAUGCGGCUCUAAGCUCGGUUGAACCUCAGUCGUACGUUGGUGUCGCUGCCAGACAGGUUGUUUGUAGUGCACCUUCCCACUCUUGUUUACAAUGAUUUUUUAAAUCUUCUUGUUGGAAGUGAAAUCAGGCAAUCAACAUGGAAGGGAAUUGUGAAAAAUCGGUUAACAAUGACGGACCUGAAGUCAAGUUGAAGGGGAGGGCUUUGCUGAUUUACGAUUUGAAACAACGUCGAUUGAUUCCGACUAAAAUCCUCUUCUUCGUCGUCCUAUCCAGUAUUGGAGUUUUGUUGCCGUACAUGACCAUCCACAUGAAAUCUCUUGGCAUCAGCGUCGAAGAAACGGCCAUCAUUUACGGAGUGUUUCCCCUGUUUUCCAUUCUCGCCCCCUACACGAUGGGCAUCAUAGCCGAUAAGUUGGGAAACUUUAAGGUGUUACUUUGCGUCACCAUGUUGAUGGCCAUGGCCAACGCACUCUUGUUCCUUGUCAUUCCAACUGGCAGGUUCAUUGAAAAAUACCCGGCCAAUUUGUCGUUGGCCGUUGGAUGCGGUGGUGAAGGUGGACGAUUGAUGCUGACAGAUCUCGACUCGAAAACGUGCGGAUUCCGGAAUUCCGUAGAGGGGAAUCUUUCCUUGACGGUAACGGAAUGCGGUUACGUUUGCUACGAUGAUAUUCAUCAAAAGAGUCAAUUGAAACAAGAUGAAGAUCAGUCCUCUUCGCUUCCGGCUGAUUGGCCGUCGCCUGAUCAACCCCACAAGAAAUUCCGGCACGGAAUAUUUUUCCGGGAUAACUGGGGACUUGAAAUCACCUGUUCUCCAGGGCCCUCACCCUUGACUCCGACCAACUGCAGUCUCAACCGGAACGAAUCUCCAGCUCGGAUUAACUCUACAACCAAAUUCCAUCACGUAACAAUCCGGUUAAAUAAAGACACGGCAGAUAGCGGCCAAUUUCCCAUAGAGCGGACGCUUUUCAACGGAGCUUUCCCGUUAAGCGAUGGACUCCAGUGCAGCAACAGUUACGAUCAACCAAUCAAAUUAAUCCAACCGCUGGUGUUCACCUUGAACGGGACACUGAAAUUAGGUGAUGAUGGAACGCUAUCCGCUUGGACAUCGCCGGAAGGAAGUUCUAAUUCGGAUCGGGUCGUUUAUCGGACCUGCCGUUCCCAGUGCCUCGUGCAAACCAAGCGAAAGAAUCUUUGUGGUGACGACGCCAAUGUCAUCGUCUACGAUCCGCAAUUGACCUUUUGGCUUUACUUGUUGCUCCGUCUAUUUUUCGCCAUCCUGUUGGGCGGGUCCAUGGUCCUUUUUGAAGGGGCGUGUUUGGCUGUUGUCAUCCAGUACAAAGGAGAUUUAGGACUCCAGCGGAUGUUUGGCAUUUUAGGUACGAUGAUCUUUUGUCCAGUCUCAGGAGCUUUGAUUGAUUAUUACAGUAUCAAUCAGGAUAUACCCGAUUACAGACCUGCCUUUUACCUGUACGCCGUGUUGGUCGGAUCGGCCGCUUUCGGGGUGUUAACGGUCGAUUUGGAUUUCCGACCUCCGGCCAAAGAAUUAUUAAAAGAUAUCAAAUCGAUUUUAGCCAAUGUUGAACUUUUGGUUUUCUUCGUCGUCAUUUUCACUUCUGGUCUAUUUUGGGGCUACAUUGAGAGUUACCUGUUUUGGUUCCUAGAAGAAAUGGGCGGCACAAAGUCCUUGAUGGGAUUAACGGUCACCGUUUCUUCCUUAUUCGGUAUUCCGGCUCUCAUCUUAUCGGACGUCAUCUUUCGCCGGAUCGGCCAUCCCAACGUCCAAAUAAUCGGAUUCGCCUUCUACGUCAUCCGGUUAAUAGGUUAUUCGUACAUUUACAAUCCUUACAUGUGCCUCAUUUACGAGGCCCUGGAGGCCAUUACGACGUCGCUGAUGAUGACGUCAGCCGUGGCCUAUUCCGCCCAACUGAGCACUCCGUCCACCCUGGCAACUAUUCAGGGAAUGGUGGGAGGAACUUACUACGGAAUCGGUCGAGGACUUGGCAGUUUUGUGGGCGGAUUUCUAAUGAAAUUCUACGGGACCCGAUCAACAUUUCGAAUCCUGGGCGCGGCCGCUUUCUUUGUUGGCUUGAAUUAUUUUUUCUUCAACUUAUUCUACAUUCGUCGUAAACGUCUGAAUAAGGAGAAGGUGGACAAGAAGACGCCGGACGAGCUGAAGCCCGACAUCAUUGGUAAACCAGACGCUGAUUCUUCCCAGGGACUGAACAAUCCAGUUUUCGUACCGGAUGAUGAUGACGUGACAAAAGCUGCGAAUAAAAAGGGCAAGUUCUAACAACUAAAAACUGACAUUGUAACGUGCGCAAAAACUCUCCUUUAUGUUUAUUAUCCUUUUUUAAAAAGAAAUACUGUUCCGGCCAAAUGACAUAUCCGCUAUUCGUUAUAUUAUGCAACCAAAUUUGUUUUUUUUUGCCAUUCAGUAAAUUCAACAGAAUUCAUUUCCCCUUUUGAAAAUUGUACAAUGUACAUUAAACGACAAUAUUUUUGGUUUUUGAUUGAGAAAAA
This is a messenger RNA of Daphnia pulex (common water flea), 2545 nucleotides long. RefSeq names its product major facilitator superfamily domain-containing protein 6-like. NCBI's taxonomy places the organism in Eukaryota, Metazoa, Arthropoda, Branchiopoda, Diplostraca, Daphniidae. Gene Ontology annotation, cellular component: membrane. Bases 162 to 2315 code for a protein of 717 amino acids. The record is from RefSeq and is a predicted model, not a curated record. The transcript is spliced from 6 exons.